AUGUCAACUACUAGCCCUCAGCGAAUUACUUUGAUUGGGUUAGGCACCAUCGGCAUGUCAAUGGCUGCCCUGCACCUUGCUCGCGAAAAUACUAUAGUAGAUGUUUUUGACACGCGGCCAGAUUUCGAAAAGUAUCUGAUAGAGACAUUACCCACCUUUUUGGGUCAUCUUCCGUCAUCUAAUAAACCAAAAUCUGGAUCUUCAUCAUCAGAAUCAAUAGUCACAUCUCUUCUGUCCUUAGGACGCUUGCAUGUCCACACUUCACUGGAAAGUGCUUGUGCAUCUGCCACCAUUGUUCAGGAACAGGGACCAGAAAAAGUCACAUUCAAACAGUCGCUCUGGAAGCAAGUGGAAUCAAUAACACCAUCUUCAGCACACCUCUGGACCAGCACGUCCGGUAUUGCGGCAUCGAUCCAGCAAAGCGAAAUGCGGGAUAAGACCCGCUUGCUGGUGGUACAUCCUUUCAAUCCGCCGCAUAUCAUGCCGCUUCUUGAGAUUGUGCCUUCCCCAGAAACUUCGCCGGAGCGGGUAGAGUUCGCACGUGAAUACUUCUCUAUGGCAGGGUCGAAGCAUCGGCCUGUGGUGAUCCAGAAAGAGAUCCCCGGUUUUGUUGGUAACCGACUGGCCUUUGCACUCCUAAGAGAGGCAUGUUAUUUGGUGCAGGAGGAUGUGGUAAAUGCAAAGGAUCUUGACACGAUCCUAUUGGCUAGCCUGGGCCCCAGAUGGGCAGGGAAUGGGGUAUUUGAGAGCUAUCAGCAGGGCGGUGGAGAAGGAGGUAUCCAAGCCUUUCUUGAAAAGCUGGGUUCGACUAUGCAACUGGUAUGGGACGAUCUAGGAAAAGUGAAUGUGCUAGGAGGCAAAGAGACAGAGUGGAAGGACAAGGUGAUCUCUCAGGUGAAUGAAACCUAUAAACCCUUAACUAAAAACCAGAUCUUGGAAAAGGAGGCCAGACUGAAGGAGUUGGUGGAAGUACAGACAAAGAGAUAUACGCAAGGUGCUGAAUUGUAA
Molecule: messenger RNA, 1008 nt
Organism: Aspergillus tanneri
Lineage: Eukaryota; Fungi; Ascomycota; Eurotiomycetes; Eurotiales; Aspergillaceae
Exons: 1
Coding region: 1-1008 (335 amino acids)
Biological process (GO): fatty acid metabolic process
Molecular function (GO): oxidoreductase activity, acting on the CH-OH group of donors, NAD or NADP as acceptor; NAD+ binding
Source: RefSeq, a predicted model, not a curated record